Molecule: messenger RNA, 3751 nt
Organism: Ziziphus jujuba (common jujube)
Lineage: Eukaryota; Viridiplantae; Streptophyta; Magnoliopsida; Rosales; Rhamnaceae
Product: transcription factor bHLH155
Exons: 11
Coding region: 1197-3455 (752 amino acids)
Biological process (GO): regulation of DNA-templated transcription
Molecular function (GO): protein dimerization activity; DNA-binding transcription factor activity
Source: RefSeq, a predicted model, not a curated record
CCGGCGCAGUAUAUAAUUAUGGUUAAAGCAACGGUGCACAUUUCCGUUAAUUACCUAUAGAAAAAGUUAAAGUGAACAGGGUGUGGAAGUAAACUCACUCUCCUCUAUAUAAAAAUGUCUCACUUUGAUUUCUCCCAAUUUACAAUUUGCCCUUGAAUUUUCUCUUUUCUGUCUUCUCUCUCUCUCUCUCUCUCUCUCUCAGCUAAAAGGCCCAUUAGCCAUUGAAGCCUCUCUCUCUCUCUCUCUCUCUCUCUCUACUUUCUUUUUUCGCCCAUUUACUUUUCUUUCUCUUACUUUUUCUUUCUCUAGAAAAAAAAUUGGUGGGGAAAGAAAAAAAAAAAAGCUGCAAUCUUUGUCAAAUUAUGGUAUCGAAUGCAGCUCGAAGCCUUGAAAUUCACUUCGUUCCUUUUCGGCCGAGAUAGAGUUUUCUCUACCUUUCUUUUCAACAGGCUUCGCUAAACCCUUAGAUCGCAUUUCUUCACUGUUUUUCUUCUGUGUUAAAUCUGAGCUGUUUCAUCUUCCAAUUUUCUCUCCGAUCACACUCUCGAAAAGCUCGUCUAAGCUAAAAAUUUCAUCUUUUUUUACCAAAAUUUUCGACGGAAUUAUUAUUUUUUUUUUCACUUUCUGGGUCAUCAUCCAUGUCGUCGGAUAUAAGCUAGAUUUUUUGAUUUGUGGGUGUUCCCUAUAAGUCUCAAUCGGAUACCUUUUGAGAGGAUUUUGUUCAAUUUUUUGAUAAUCUUUUUGUUUGGUUUUUUUCAAAGUUUCAGUACAAGUUAAUGGCUAAAUGCAGGGACUGUAUUGAAGCUAGUUGUUUUGGAAUCUAUAAUUUUGUGUUUGAAAUUGUGAGGUUUUGAAAGUUUUCUAGAGGAGCUGAGGGUUUAGUGGUUAGUUUUAGGUGGGCAAAAGGGAUGGGUACGAAUCGUCUGCUAUUGCCAACGUUAGGACCGCCAAUAAAGCGGCGAGCAGGGUUACGGAUUAAGCAGGCCGGUAGAGGAUCAUAUAGGGGAAGUUAGAGCACGGGUUUUUAUUUAUUUUUUCUUUUUUCCGGAAUAUAAAAAGAAAAAAAAGAAAUUUAAGGUUUGGGGGGGGGUCUUUUUGUAGUUUGAAGGUUUUGAAAAUUGGGAACAAAACCCAGUUUUGAGUGGUCCGGAUCGUGUUGUUUUUUAGUGGGUGUUUAGACAAAGUUUUCGAAAGAGAUGGGUACUGAAUUGCAGCAAAUACUAAGAAGCCUCUGUUUAAAUACAGAAUGGAAGUACGCCGUCUUUUGGAAGCUCAAACAUCGAGCUCGAAUGGUGUUGACUUGGGAGGAUGCUUAUUAUGACAACUGUGAACAAUAUGAUCCUCCGGAAAAUAAGUGCUUCAAUAAGAAAUUGGAAAAAUUGCACGAUGGGCUUUAUUCACAUGACCCCCUUGGGUUGGCCGUGGCAAAGAUGUCGUAUCAUGUUUAUUCUCUAGGAGAAGGGAUUGUUGGACAAGUUGCUGUAACUGGAAGGCAUCGAUGGAUCUUUGCAGAAAAGCAUGCUAUGAGUGCCUCUUCAUCAUUGGAGUACUCUGAUGGAUGGCAUACUCAAUUUUCUGUCGGGAUUAGGACCAUUGCUGUUGUAGCUGUUGUUCCACUUGGAGUUGUACAGCUAGGGUCUCUGAAUAAAGUUGUUGAAGAUAUAAAGCUAGUGACUCAUAUUAGAGAUGUCUUUUCAGCUCUUCAAGAUUCUUAUGUAGGACAUAUUCCUAUUCAAAUACAAUCUAAUAUGGACAGUUCAUUAUGUUUGAGGUCUUGUUUAUCUCAGCCAGAUAUACCUUCAAAAAGUUUGGCUUCAGAAAAUGUUCCUGCUUCCCUGCACAAUUCGGACAAAACCUUGAACAGAGAUUCAGGAGAUGUUUGGUUGUCGGUUUUUCCAUAUUUGGGUAAAGAUUAUGAUAGUUCUUACAUUAUUCCACUGCCUGGUAAUAAUCAGAAAAAAGUAGUUGAUAUGGUCAAUAAUUGUGGCGGACCUGGGUUACCCACAUUUGAGGAUGAGGAAAGUGACAAGUCACUUCAAUCAAGAACAAACAGCAUCAAUCUUGAGCAUCACAAAGUAGUAGGAGUGAACCUUCUUGAUUACUGGAAAUGUGGAGGGCAGACUAGUGGCUGCAAAGAUGCUGGAGGGGGUUCAGUAGACAAUGCUAAUCCAAUGUUGCACGAUUCUGUUAUGGGUGGUGUUGAUUUGAGUGAUGUGCUUCCAGCUGAAAGGGUUGGAGUUGAUUUUUCAUACUUCCCUUCAAACCCACACUCUUCUGUUUGUAACAAAGUUAGGUUGGGCAACAUAGACCAUUACCAAAAUGGGCUGUUGCAUGCAAGUAAACCCUCAGAUGUUAAUUUUCAGAAGGAUCUGAAAAACUUGGAGUUUCAAACUGAGUCAGGCUACAUGGACACAUCAAGCACAUCUUUAAAGUUCCCUGCUGGAUACGAGCUGCAUGAAGCACUUGGACCAGCGUUUCUAAAGAGGAGCAAGUAUUUUGACUUGGAAACAGAGAAGACUGAAGGAAUAACUCCUGAUAUGCCUGAGCAGAUGAGCAGUAGCCAGAUGACUUCUGACUCUUGCCCAGAGCAUCUCUUGGAAGCAGUAGUAGCAAGUGUUUGCCAAAGUGGCAGUGAUGUUAAGAGUGAAAAAUCAUUCUGUAAAUCAGUGCAGUCUCUGUUGACCACUGAAAAAUAUCCUGAGCCUUCUAGCCGCACAACACUCACUAUGGAUUCAUCCAAUUAUUCCAUUGAUCAGCCCUCCAUUAGAGGAGAUGACAGACAGCGUUUUCUUAGCUCACCAGGUGUAUGUGGUGUGAUGUCUCCAAAAGGGUUUUCAUCAACUUGUCCAAGUGCCUGUAGUGAGCAGCUGGAUAGGUCUUCAGGACCAGCUAAGAACAAUAAAAAGAGGUCUAGACCUGGUGAAAAUUGUAGACCUAGGCCAAGGGACAGACAAUUAAUCCAAGAUCGUAUUAAGGAAUUGCGAGAGCUAAUCCCUAAUGGAGCAAAGUGCAGUAUUGAUUCACUGCUGGAGCGCACUAUCAAGCACAUGCUCUUUAUGCAAAGCAUCACCAAGCACGCUGACAAGCUAAAUAAGUCUGCUGAUACAAAGCUCUGUAACAAGGAAACGGGCAUGCUAGGAACUAGUUGUGAACGGGGUUCAAGCUGGGCAGUGGAGGUGGGAGGCAAUCUGAAAGUUUGUUCUAUAAUGGUUGAGAAUCUUAACAAGAAUGGGCAGAUGGUUGUAGAGAUGAUGUGUGAAGAAUGCAGCCAUUUUCUUGAGAUAGCUGAAGCUAUCAGAAGCUUGGGACUGACAAUCUUAAAAGGUGUAACCGAAGCCCGCGGUGAUAACACAUUGAUAUGUUUUGUUGUUGAGGGGCAGAACAACAGAAGCAUCCACAGAAUGGAUAUCUUGUGGUCACUUGUUCAAAUAUUGCAGCCCAAAAAUGUCGUGUAACCAUGAGAGCUGGUUUUCCUUCAGGAGACUACCGUCUAGGUCCUUUUUCUUCUCUCUCUCUCUCUCUCUCUUUUUUUUCCUUUCCCAAUUGUAUAUUAGUGCAAGUCAAGUGUGUCUGUAUUUCAUAUUUAGGAUUUGUUCUUAUUUGUAAUCUCCUAAAAAGAAAGAAGUGAGGGAAGCCUAUAGAAUGUGGAGUAUAAAAUUGUUGUUUCUGUGAAGAGCUUUAUUAUUUCUUCACAGUGUGUGAGAUGCUAUUGAUGGGUUUUGCUAUUGAUUUCCACGUGAAUUCGGUUGUC